CUGGAAUCCGGUGGGCGGCUCAUCCCUGGAAGUUGAUUUCUGUCUCCGUGGAAACCCGUCCCGGAAGCGGAGUGUGAAGUGUUCAGGUCUGGUGCGGCGAAAUGGUCCGUUUACAUGUAAAACGGGGCGAUGAAAGCCAAUUCCUUUUUGAUACAACCGUCAGUGUCUCUGUGGAUGAUCUGGUCAAACAGGUAACAGCUAUUUACAACGGAAGGCUAAAAGUGGACAGACUAUGUUCAGAGAUGGGAGAGCUGUCGGAGCACGGCAUUACUCUGCCCCCAAAUAUGCAGGGGCUGACUGACGAGCAGAUCGCAGACCUAAAACUUAAAGACGAGUGGGAAGAAAAAUGCGUGCCUAGUGGGGGAAGUGUGUUUAAGAAGGAUGAGAUUGGAAGACGAAAUGGACACGCACCAAAUGACAAUAUGAAGAAGGUGUUACAGAAAACCAUUGAAGAGGCAAAGGCCUUGGUGUCUAAGAAACAAGCUGAAGCUAAUGUGUGCGUGACAAUGGAAAUGGUGAAAGAUGCUCUGGACCAGCUCCGAGGGGCGGUAAUGAUUGUUUAUCCCAUGGGGCUGCCUCCACAUGACCCCAUCCGAACAGAGUUUGAGAAUACCGAGGACCUUUCUGGAACUCAGGCCAGCCAACUAGUUAUCGAAGAACCUGCCGCUCAGUUAUGGUGGGCUGGUAAAGAGCUGCAAAGGAAUAAGAAGCUUUUGGACUUUGUGGGGAAGAAUGAGAAAACCAAAAUUAUUGUUAAGAUACAAAAGAGAGGUCAAGGGGCCCCGGCGCGUGAACCGGUUGUCUCAGAAGAAGAGCAAAAGAAAUUAAUGUUGUAUUACCAUAGACGACAGGAGGAACUUAAGAAACUUGAAGAGGAUGAAGACAUCUCAUAUCUGAAUUCCGAUUGGGCAGAUAAUCACUCUUUAAAGAGGCAGUUUCAAGGAGUAAAGGACAUUAAGUGGAGACCACGAUAAGGCAUCAAGAUGCGUUAUCCCCUCCUGUGCCCUGUUCUGCCUGUUAAUACCCCUUUGUGUUCUGUGCAUUGUAGCAAUAAAUUAACGCUUAAAUUCCUGUUUCUAA
Molecule: messenger RNA, 1080 nt
Organism: Spea bombifrons (plains spadefoot toad)
Lineage: Eukaryota; Metazoa; Chordata; Amphibia; Anura; Pelobatidae
Gene: CFAP298
Product: cilia and flagella associated protein 298
Exons: 8
Coding region: 102-974 (290 amino acids)
Biological process (GO): regulation of cilium movement
Source: RefSeq, a predicted model, not a curated record